GCUUCCUCCCUCCGUCCUCGAACCGGUCUCGUAGCUCUGUGACUGCCUGUAAGGGCCACUUCGCUCACGAUUUUUGCCACAUACGCAUCUGGCCCUUGACAACCGGCCCCGUUCACCGUACUUGGAGCCUAAGGCCUUCCCGCGCAGACGGGAGUGCUGGUAGGGCAGAAGACCCCCUUUCGGAGAAGCUGGGAUGGCGUCCCCUGGCAUCUUGGUGCCAAAUGCACAUUUGAUAGGGUUAUUGCUACAGAUGCUCGCUACGGGCGCGUACUUCAUCUACCUUCCACAAUGUAUAGUCAUUCUCCGCAAGAAGCUGCGCCAAGGGCUCUCCAUAUGGCUCCCCAUUGCGUGUGCGCUCAUGUGCAUUACGACCACCAUUGAUCUAAUCGUGGAAAUAUGGCGAGGCUACCAUGCAUUCUCCGUCAAGGGCAAGAUGCUACCUAACCCGAGCCUGUUCUAUGCGGAUCCCGCAACACCGGAGUCGUUGGUCAAGAACGCGCUAAACGUCAUCGUCGCGCUGAUUUCGGAUGCCAUCAUAACAUAUCGGACGUUCAUUAUCUGGGACAUGAGCAUCGCUGUCAUACUCAUUCCCACCGGCGCGAUCCUUGCCAACAUCGCUAUCGGCAUCUGGGCAAUGUGGACGCUCUCGCGCACGCACCCCGGCGACUUGCUGGUUCUUGCAGACGUCACGGUCCGGAUACGCUACUUCUUCAUCCUGACGUUCUGCGUGAACAUGCUCUGCGCGAGCCUCAUCUGCUUCAAGAUCUGGCGCGUGCAUGUGUUCGCGAAGCGCGUCGUGGACAUGUCAGCGACGAAGAACGUACUGGAGAUCGUCAUCGAGAGCGCUGCGUUGUACUGCGCGUACUUGUUCGCUCUCAUCGUGACCAGCAGUGUAGGGUCCAAUGUGUUCUUCGUGUUCCUUGACCCACUACCACCGGUGACCGCUGUCAUCUUUUCGAUGCUCAUCGUUCGCGCACAAACAACCCCGAAGGAGCCGUCUACCGGACAGCGGAGCAGCAUCCACUUCUGGAGCCGCAGUUACGGGCCCGGACUGAGCACUGUCGCGCGCCGCAGCGACGGCUCGCUCGCGGACGCGGAGAUCAAUGUCAACCUCCAGCACAUUACCGAUAGCGUGACGGACUCCACCGUAGUGGACAGCACGUCGCGAAUAGGAUAUCAUCCUGGAGAGAGGGGGAGCUCGUCGCGGGAGUAUGAGCUGAGCAAGAUGGCUUAACGGUCGUGGUAAAAUGUGAUAUACCUGCGCCAGUGCUUGGAUCUUGUAGCUGCGCUAUGUUGCUUGGACUGUUCCUGUAUUCGGUCGCGUUGCUGUAUGUUAGAACGUAGUUUACGACCUGGCACGUACAUAGUAUGCAUUGUUGUCCUCGGAGGCCCUCCUUAUCG
Messenger RNA from Trametes versicolor FP-101664 SS1, 1401 nucleotides. RefSeq lists its product as uncharacterized. The record is from RefSeq and is a predicted model, not a curated record. The transcript is spliced from 8 exons. The coding region runs from base 194 to 1234 and encodes 346 amino acids. Lineage: Eukaryota; Fungi; Basidiomycota; Agaricomycetes; Polyporales; Polyporaceae.